GGCGGCGGCGGUGGUCGGUGCGGGAGGAGGGAGGGGAGCUCGCGGGCCGGAGAGGGGGCGACGGCGGCGGCGGGGGCCCGACGAGGCCCGAACGGCGGCAGCGGCGGCUGAGGCCGAGGCGGAGCCUGGAGAGGUGUGGCUGGACCAAGACCUCCCCCCAUGUGAGCAGGUUUCCUCCUCCCCCCACCGCCCGUUGCCACCACGCCAGGGAACGUCCUCAAGCCCUGGCCCUCAGGGGAGAGGUAACAGGAGCUCUGAGCCGAGACCAUGUGACGGCGCUGGCCCUCGCCACCGCCGUCCCCCCCACCCUGGCCCCAGGCCCGGCACCAUGAUGUUCCGCGACCAGGUGGGCAUCCUCGCUGGCUGGUUCAAGGGCUGGAAUGAGUGUGAGCAGACGGUGGCCCUGCUGUCACUUCUGAAGCGGGUCACUCGCACCCAGGCCCGGUUCCUGCAGCUCUGCCUGGAGCACUCACUGGCGGACUGCAAUGACAUCCACCUGCUAGAGUCGGAGGCCAACAGUGCUGCCAUCGUCAGCCAGUGGCAGCAGGAGUCCAAAGAGAAGGUGGUAUCCCUCCUGCUGUCCCACCUGCCCCUGCUUCAGCCAGGCAACACGGAGGCCAAGUCGGAGUACAUGAGACUGCUGCAGAAAGUGCUGGCCUACUCGAUCGAGAGCAAUGCCUUCAUCGAGGAGAGCCGCCAGCUGCUCUCUUACGCCCUCAUCCACCCGGCCACCACACUGGAGGACCGCAAUGCACUGGCCCUCUGGCUGAGCCACCUGGAAGAGCGGCUGGCCAGCGGCUUCCGCACCCGGCCUGAGCCUACCUACCACUCACGCCAAGGCUCAGAUGAAUGGGGGGGCCCUGCAGAGCUGGGCCCUGGGGAGGCAGGGCCAGGCUGGCAGGACAAACCACCCCGGGAAAAUGGACACGUGCCCUUCCACCCAUCCAGCUCAGUGCCGCCAGCCAUCAACAGUAUUGGGAGCAAUGCAAACACAGGUCUCCCCUGCCAAAUUCACCCCAGCCCGCUGAAGCGCUCCAUGUCUCUCAUCCCCACGAGCCCCCAGGCCCCUGGUGAGUGGCCGAGUCCGGAGGAGCUCGGGGCCCGGGCUGCUUUCACCACGCCCGACCACGCACCCCUCUCACCCCAGAGCAGCGUGGCCUCCUCUGGCAGUGAGCAGACGGAGGAGCAGGGCUCCAGCCGGAACACCUUCCAGGAGGACGGCAGUGGCAUGAAAGAUGUACCCUCAUGGCUCAAGAGCCUCCGCUUGCACAAGUACGCAGCCCUCUUCUCACAGAUGAGCUACGAGGAGAUGAUGACACUGACUGAGCAGCACCUGGAGUCUCAGAAUGUCACCAAAGGUGCCCGCCACAAGAUAGCCCUCAGCAUCCAGAAGCUGCGUGAGAGGCAGAGCGUCCUCAAGUCCCUGGAGAAGGAUGUGCUGGAAGGAGGGAAUCUGCGAAACGCUCUGCAGGAGCUGCAGCAGAUAAUUAUCACCCCCAUCAAGGCCUACAGUGUCCUCCAAGCCACCGUGGCUGCUGCCGCUGCCGCCACCCCUACUGCCAAGGAUGGGAGCCGGGGGGAGCCACCACUGCCAGGUGCUGAGCCUCCCCUGGCUCACCCCGGCACAGACAAGGGCACUGAGACCAAGGACCCUCCAGCUGCAGAGAGCUACCCCCCUCCACCAGCUCCAGCUCCCACUGAUGGCAGUGAGCCAGCCCCGGCUCCCGUCGCCGACGGAGACAUCCCCAGCCAGUUUACACGGGUGAUGGGCAAAGUGUGCACCCAGCUGCUGGUGUCCCGACCAGACGAGGAGAACAUCACCAGUUACCUCCAGCUCAUUGAAAAGUGCCUGACUCAUGAGGCGUUCACGGAGACGCAGAAGAAACGGCUGCUGUCCUGGAAACAGCAAGUGCUGAAGCUCCUGCGGACCUUCCCGCGCAAAGCCGCACUAGAGAUGCAGAGCUACCGGCAGCAGAAAGGCUGGGCGUUCGGCUCCAACUCGCUUCCCAUAGCUGGCUCUGUGGGGAUGGGGGUAGCCCGGCGGACCCAGCGGCAGUUCCCCAUGCCUCCCCGGGCCCUCCCGCCCGGCAGGAUGGGCCUUCUGAGCCCUUCGGGCAUUGGGGGCAUCUCCCCGCGACAUGCCCUCACUAGCCCCAGUCUUGGGGGCCAGGGCCGACAGAACCUGUGGUUUGCCAACCCCGGAGGCAGCAACAGCAUGCCCAGCCAGAGCCGCAGCUCUGUGCAGCGCACCCACUCCCUCCCGGUCCAUUCGUCGCCCCAGGCCAUUCUCAUGUUCCCUCCAGACUGCCCGGUCCCUGGGCCUGACCUGGAGAUCAAUCCCACUCUGGAGUCUCUAUGUCUGAGCAUGACAGAACACGCCUUGGGUGAUGGGACAGACAAAACCUCCACCAUCUGACGGGACCCACAGCCCAGCGCACCCAUAGGCUCCCUGGGCGGCGGGCGGGGGCCAACCCCCAACGGGCUUCUCCGCGACAGCGAGAGGGUGGGCUGGCUCAGCUAUACAUUCUAGUAUUUUUCUACUCUCUCACCCUUUUAACUUUUGUUUAACAUUGGCACACGCCUUGCUCACUCCCAGGCCCGUCAAGGGGUCUCUGCUGAGGCUCAGGGAGGUAGGGGGCAGCCAGGAUAAAGGGGCAGGGACUGGCCAGCCCGACUGCCCCUGCUUCCCUCCCUCGUUCCCCCACCCGGCCCCGUCCCACCCCUGCCUCCUCCAGACUGCCGGCCCCCUGCCCCUCCCAGGGGAGCAGCUCCCCCCUAUCUUGUGGGGCCUGCUCAGAACCAUCUGACAUUUGUGGAGAGAGAAGUGGGGUACAUAACCUGCUCUCCUGGAUGUUAUUUGGGAGGGGCUGAGGUGAAGGUGGUGGAUGAGUGGAGGAGCCUCUUUUCCUCUCCUCUCCACCUUCUUCCCCAUUCUCGUCAUUCGCAAGGACAGGAGCCACCCUCCUUUCCCUCACUUCCUUUUGCCCUGUUUAUCAGAGGUUCUCUACAAUUAAUUUCUUAGGCCUAUUUAAGAUGCAUAUUUAUAUAGUUCUUAACGGUUUUUCUCUCUGAUCAUUCCCUCUCAUUUUUAGAAUCCCCAGGCCUCUGAGCCAAGAAAGUGGCAGGGGGAGCCUGAAUUUUACAAGGGGAGAGGGCAGAGCCCCCUCCUCCAGACCCCCUAGCCCUUCCCCACUUCCCCCCAGCCCGGGCUCCCCAGAUGCAGUGGUUGAAGGCCGGGAGCCAGGGCAGCGAGUGAGGUCAGGAAGUCUGUUGCCUUAACAUCCCCUUCCCGCAACCAACACACCCUUGUCCACUCCCGGGUCUGGUUGCUAAAGACUUGGGGGUAAGGAAUAAGGGAAAGGGGAUUGUUUGGUUUUUGGUUUCUUUCCCCACCCCGCUUUUUCUUUCAUCCUUCCCCUACCCCCCAUUCUGUCAUGACCUCACUUAAGUGGAACACUAUAUCAUAACCCAGAGAUUUGUCCCAGCCGUGGAAUCAUACAAACCCUCUGGUCUCUGUUCCUGCUGAGGGGUUGUGCUGGGGCCCAGGUGGAGGGAGGGGAUUUGGGGGUUCAGGCUGUGGGGAAGCCAGGGUCCCCUAUUCCAACCCCCUCUUCCUACUCAACCCACCCCACCCCCCUCACUGGGACAUUCUCAAGCUUUUCACACCGAAAAGGAAAAAAAAAAUGUUAUUUUUAGAUACAUUUUAUGAAUAACUUUUGUUAUGAAUAUGGCUGGUAACCAUUGUGUAUGUUAUUAAAGAUACAAAAUGUUGGGAAAAAACAAAAAACCAAAAAAAAAAAAAUUUUAAAACCACCGCCCUCCCUGCACUCUCACCCCAUUCCCCAGACCUUCUUGCCUCUGCCCUCCUGGUCUGGCCCUCCCUCAGCUCUGAGCCCAGGGAGGGGGAGGAAGCCAGGGGGGAGGGUGGCCCUGGGGAUCUGCUAAGGUCCCCACCUCCUCUCCCAGUGCCGGGCUGGGUGGGGUGUCAGGUUUAUUUAUGUACCUCUUGCACACUCAUCAACCUAUGCAAGUCCCCACCCCGGCCCCGCCAUGUUUCUGUGCCUUUGCUCAUUCCCCUCAAGCUCCCAGGGCUUCUCCAGUCCCCCUCCCAAUAGCCCCGGGAAGUGGGAUGGACAGGGGCCACCUCGUUUGGAAUCAGCAGGGUGUCCCUCUUACAGGACCCUCACCGCCUCCCAGCCAAGUCCUGUCUUCUUUGCUACCCAUCAGGGUGCGCAGGCUCUGCCUGGCACUGGGAGGUGGUGAGGGACACCCCCCCACACACCCAGCGGGAGGCAAGAGCUGCCCCCCCCCCCCCACACCUGACAGCAGAGUGUGCAGGACGCAGGCGGCCCCACUCUGACGGGCAGGACCCUGACCCUCUUCUGCUCCAGCCCCUCCCCAGGCCCCUACGCCCCCCCCCCCAACCCCACCACCAUGAUUUCACCCUCCCUCCUAUCCCCAGCCCCACUGGCAGAAUCAGCUUUGAGUAACUGUACAGUUUUUCUCGCUGUUGGAGAAGACUUACUUGUUGGAGUUUCACUUGUUUAAUGGUCUGGGCUUAUUUUGGAAAAAAAAAAAAAAAAAAAACAAGAAACAAAA
Leopardus geoffroyi (Geoffroy's cat) is the source of this 4599-nucleotide messenger RNA. RefSeq names its product sterile alpha motif domain containing 4B (gene SAMD4B). Gene Ontology annotation, biological process: regulation of mRNA stability; nuclear-transcribed mRNA poly(A) tail shortening; negative regulation of translation. The record is from RefSeq and is a predicted model, not a curated record. Gene Ontology annotation, cellular component: P-body. The transcript has 13 exons. Gene Ontology annotation, molecular function: mRNA binding; protein binding; translation repressor activity. Lineage: Eukaryota; Metazoa; Chordata; Mammalia; Carnivora; Felidae. The coding region runs from base 329 to 2416 and encodes 695 amino acids.